Messenger RNA from Saccostrea cuccullata (small rock oyster), 2004 nucleotides. Its product is annotated as multiple epidermal growth factor-like domains protein 11. Gene Ontology annotation, molecular function: scavenger receptor activity. The coding region runs from base 122 to 1156 and encodes 344 amino acids. The record is from RefSeq and is a predicted model, not a curated record. The transcript is spliced from 8 exons. NCBI's taxonomy places the organism in Eukaryota, Metazoa, Mollusca, Bivalvia, Ostreida, Ostreidae.
UACAAGCAGUUUCCAUAUGAAUAUCAUAUUGAAUAUCGUGAAUAAACACAAAAGAUUUUAACCAAGAUAAUAAUCUAUUGUGAAAAGACAGAAUUCGACGAGAAAUAAAGAGAACAAAGAAAUGAAUCUGCUGUUGUUAAAUAUCACAUUUUUAUUCUUAACGAUUUUGGAUGUAAUUGCCGUUGACAUGUGGUCCUUUUGGCCAUUAAGCUGCCCUGAUGGAUACAAACGGAAGGAUAUAUUUAGAUGUGCUAAGCAAGACUGUCCUGCUGGAUAUUUUGGCGAUUUUUGCGAGGAGAAAUGCCGUUUUCCAAGCUAUGGAAAAAAUUGUCAAUUGAUAUGUGACUGUGGAGGAAAAUUAUGUCAUGUUGUGAAAGGAUGUCCUCCACCACCUCCUUCCUGUCAUGAUGGAUACCUCGGUAAAUAUUGUGAGACAAAAUGUCCUUAUCCAAACUAUGGUCAGUAUUGUCAACGGGAGUGUUUAUGCCCUAAAUCUCACUGCAACUUUUCCAGUGGAUGCCUGAAAUAUAUGAACGAUUCGUUCAAAAACAUUCAAACGAAGCCAUCACAUAAAUUUUCAACACAACAAAAUAUAAUGUUCAAUAAAGCAACACAAAGAUACCCAUCAGGAAAUCCAUCAACCAUCUUCCGAAAAGACACAGAUCCUUAUCUUUGUCCAGACGGUUUCCAUGGUAGUAAUUGUAAAACACCUUGUCGAUACCCUAGCUAUGGCACGUUCUGCCAGAAGAAGUGUUUUUGUUCAAUACACUUGUGCAAUAUAUCUUCUGGAUGUUCCAGAUCAAAUCAGGAAGACAAAAAUCAGUCUUUUGCAACUAGGAGGUCAACGGUUUCUUCUGAAAGUACAUCAAGGACAACAGAUGAAACAGUAAUUAUUAAGCUGACAACAGGAGGCAACAUAUACUCAGCAGAUAUUACAGACGUACAUUCAGAAGGAAAGAUGGAAGCAAAAAAGGCUCGAAAUGAAGUAAAAGAAAUUCCCCGUGUAAAUAAGGAAGUUUUAUGGAGUAUUGUGGUAUUUGCUGUGCUAACCGUCUCGCUAGUCAUUGGACACAUUUACCUGACAUUUUCAAAAAGGCUUCAAAAAAGAGGAAUACAGAGUCCAGAAAAUGUGUAUUCUAUUGCUGGUGAUGAAUAGGUUAAACCUGAGUAGUUUAAGCUUAAAUAUUGUUACAUGUGCAUAUUAAAUAGCGUUAAAGAAAUUGGCUUUAAGAAUGUACAUGUACAUUGGUGAAUAAUACAAUGAAUAUAUGUGUUAAUGUGCUAAGAACAUUUACACAAUGCAGUCUAUUUCGGAUGAAAAAUAAAUGUAUUUUUCUAGUAUCAUUUUUGUAAAUUGGAAAAUGAACUAAAGUGUGACAGCUCAUAUAGUAAACCUUUUAUUAUCAGUAACUCGGUUUGAUUCAGUGACAGCCUCACUUUAUUUAUACGUGGCAUAUGGCUGCUUUUAAAACUUUGGAUUGCACUCAAAAAGAUCUUCACAGUUUUGUGAAAUAAAAUUAUAGGUUUAGACCUUAAUAUUGUAGACAUGGACUUAAAUUACACGACAACUUCCAUGCCAAUUUCAAUAAGUCUCGCCCACUGGCGUCAAACACAGACAGCUGCAUGUGAUUUACAUGCAUAUUUGGCCUCCUUAGCGUCAGACACAGAGACAGAUGCACACGAGAUUUGCAUGCAUAUUAGAAAAAAAUAGAAAUGGAAAUGCAAUACAUUAUUCUUGUCAGAGCUCUCUUCUUGCCAUCUAUCUGUAGAGUUAACGACUUAAAAACGCAGGUCAAAUAUUUCAUAUUUUUCUUCAGUUUUCUAUGUUACAAGUACAAGCUUCGUUAAACUUCUUUUACUUAUCUCAGGAAUAAUGAAAUUUACAUGUAUCUCCUGCAUGGGAUUUGAAAACAAAGCUUAUCACACUACGAGGUGAUCAAUCUUUAUUAUACACCCGCUUGAAAAGCGAGAGGGUAUAGAGUAAUCGUUAAUGCCAUCCGUCAG